Messenger RNA from Durio zibethinus, 773 nucleotides. RefSeq names its product transcription initiation factor TFIID subunit 2-like. The record is from RefSeq and is a predicted model, not a curated record. Gene Ontology annotation, cellular component: transcription factor TFIID complex. Gene Ontology annotation, molecular function: transcription cis-regulatory region binding; RNA polymerase II general transcription initiation factor activity; chromatin binding. Gene Ontology annotation, biological process: transcription initiation at RNA polymerase II promoter. Lineage: Eukaryota; Viridiplantae; Streptophyta; Magnoliopsida; Malvales; Malvaceae.
AACUUUGAGUGCAAAAAAUAAAUUUAGAGUCGCUUGACCUUGAGCUAUGGCCAAGCCUCGCAAACCCAAGCCAGCUAAUUCUGGCGCCGUCGUCCUCCACCAGAAGCUCUGCCUUUCUAUCUACACGAACCUCCGUCGCAUCUACGGUUACACUGAGCUGGAAAUUGAGGUCCCUGAUAUGGGAAUCGUCGGAUUACACGCGGAUAAUUUAGGGAUCGAGAAUGUGCUUGUAGAUGGGGACCCGACGGAGUUUGAGUAUUACCCGCAUAAUCAGGGGGCCGAUAGUGAAAAGUGUUGCGCCCCCGUGUCUUCCCCGACUUCAGCCACAGAUGCUUCCGUCGCUGCUUAUUUUACGGCACUGGAGAUGGAACUGAUCCCUAACUUGCUUAUCAAUUGUUGCAAUAAGAUGCAAAUUAAGCAAAUUAAUAGGGAGACGAACGGAGUCCAAUCGUCUGCUGAAAUCCAGCAGUCUCUAUGUAUAUUCUGUUCAGUUAGGAUCUGGAAUUCACAGUUGCCCAUAAUCUUGUGGCUGUCAGCAAUGGUAGCUUACUAUAUCAGGUGAGACAAAACUGACGGAAAAAUAUCUAGUGGACAUCUAGGUUAUAACCAUGCCAAAAAUUGUAGACAUGCACAUUUUUGUGGUUUGCAUGGUGAUUUCUCAGCCAAAGUUCCAUGGAAGCAUUAGAAAAGUACAUCUUGACUUCCUCUGUCACUAAGGGUGGAGGCCAAAAAUAUUUUUGAUGAAUUCUCAUGAACAAUCAACCUGAACUUAA